Molecule: messenger RNA, 2198 nt
Organism: Oryzias melastigma (Indian medaka)
Lineage: Eukaryota; Metazoa; Chordata; Actinopteri; Beloniformes; Adrianichthyidae
Product: phospholipid phosphatase 1
Exons: 6
Coding region: 363-1214 (283 amino acids)
Biological process (GO): phospholipid dephosphorylation; phospholipid metabolic process; signal transduction
Molecular function (GO): phosphatidate phosphatase activity
Source: RefSeq, a predicted model, not a curated record
CUGCGCCUGAAUGCAUCACUAAUCAGAAUAGCUCUUGUGUGCGUGGAUCGCCGGUGAUGUCUCAUCAGCUGACACUCGCUUUUAUGAGGAAAUCCCCGGGUGUUAUGAUGGUCCGCGCGGAGCUGGAAGGGUGACCGUCCGUGUGCUCGUGUCUUUACGUCGCGCGUGUAGUUUUUAGGCUUUUUGACUUCUUUCCCCAAAGGUGGAUUUGGGAGCUCGGACAGUAAGUCGCGGGACCAUGACAGUGGUGUGUUUCAAUUUUGCGCUAGAAUAGCGAUACAAAUGCGACAGAGGCUGCGCUUCUGCCCCCUCACAAAGGCGACGUUUUUCCACGGACGAGAAGAAAACGGAGAAGACCGAAUAUGUUCCCAACUUCCCGCGCCCUGUUCAUCCUGCUCGACAUUUCCUGCCUCAUUCUCGUUGGGCUCCCCUUUUUUAUUCUAAACAUUCAACGCAACCCGUAUAAACGGGGUUUCUUCUGCAACGAUGAGUCCAUCAGAUACCCCCUUAAGGAGGACACCAUACCUGACGUGCUGCUGGGGGGAGUCAUGAUCCCCUUCACCAUCAUUGUAGUUGUGUGUGGGGAAUUCCUUUCCGUCUAUCUGCCUCUGGCGAGGAACCAGUCUUUCGGGAGGAACUAUAUGUCGUGUGUGUACAAAGCUGUUGGAAGCUAUUUGUUUGGCGCGGCUGCUAAUCAGUCUCUGACUGACAUCGCUAAGUACACCAUCGGCCGUCUGCGGCCAAACUUCCUGGCAGUUUGCAAACCGCAGUGGGACCGCAUCAACUGCAAAACAGGUGGAUACGUAGAGAACUUCACCUGCACCGGAGACCCCUUCCUGGUGAAGGAGUCGAGACUCUCCUUUUACUCCGGUCACUCGUCCUUCUCUAUGUACUGCAUGAUCUUCCUUGUGUUCUACGCACAAGCCAGGUUAAAGGCCCGGUGGGCGAGGCUGUUCCGGCCCACUCUGCAGUUUUUCUUGGUUGCCACGGCAGUGUAUGUGGGCCUGUCCAGAGUGUCUGACUACAAGCACCAUUGGAGUGAUGUACUCAUGGGUCUCCUGCUGGGAGGAUCUGUUGGUAUUUUUACUGUGUUCUGUGUCUCUAACUUCUUUUCGCAGCCAAUAGAACCAGCAGUAGCACAGGGGGAAGAUCCCCAACGCAACAGCCUACAGGACCACUCUUCCAACGGGAACCACUAUGGCACCGCUGACUAAAAAAAAAAAAAAAAAAAAAGAAAACCCUCACCAACUGUAAUCUUGCAGAAAUCUCCAUUCUAUGUUAUGGUAAAAAGAGGGUGUGAAACACAAGUGAACUGCAAGCCUUACAUAUGAACUGCUGCCAGUGAGAAUGCAUGUGUUGAACCCAGAUUGGCUGCAGGCUUCAGCCUUUAGCUGCUGAUUUGUGCUGCUAGACGCAGCACGCUCUUAAUCAAAAUAUAGAGAAUAAGAAACUUGUGCAGAAUUGGGUUGAUAUCACAGAUUACAGUUUACACAGGCAAAUAUCACCGAUCAUUUUUAAUUUUUUGGUUAAGGUUAUUUUACUGGCUUCAGAUGUUUUUUUUAUUGUGAAUGAGUUUGGCUUCGAUUUGAUGGCAGGCUUGUAGAGUUUUGAUGAUACCUGUGAAUAAUGUCACUCAUGACAUAAGUCAGAGGUUGAACUGAGGAAAAAAAACAUUUAAAAUGCAUUUUAUAAACAGACUUUGCCUUAGAUUUAUGUUGAUGCCUGCUCUUAUUUUCCGUUUGUGAUGUAAUUUUCUUUGUUUGUUUUAAGCUACUUGUUUUUUCAUCUGUACAGAAAACUGAAAUUGUUCCACAACACAAAGAAAAUAAAGAGACUGCCCACUUUGUUACUUUGAUACAAAGAAAUUGUGUUGAUGUGUUCAAAACAAAGGUGAAUCAUGACUCAGGAAGAUGAACCAGGAACUCGAGGAGCAUUGAAGAAAAACCAGAACAACAAGGAUGUCAGGAGAAUUUUUUUUGUUUGCUUGAGAAAAAGUCGUCACUCCUUGUUUAUGUGCAUCCAGAAUAGUUUGAUUAAAAAAAUAGAAGUAUCAAUCAAAUUAAUUGUCCUCAUGAGUUUUUAUGGAAGAAAUAAUAAUUUUUUAGUCAUUUUUGUAGGAUAUAAAUGAUGGCACAAAAACAUUUGUUCCACUCAUAGUUGGUAGUUGGGUGAAGCCAUUUAUUGUAAAAAAAAAAAAA